GCAGCUCCUCUACUUACGCAAUUCAUCUCUUUCCUCUCCUCUUCCUGAAACCACAGUUUCGAGCUCAAUCUUGUGCUCAGAACUACACCCCCCACUGCUCAAUCUUCGUUCUCUCUCAAAAGAACGGACGCAUUUUCUCUCUCUGCCCCACAAUGCAGCUCCUCCCGGGCUCUGCAAGGACCCUCAUGCUCAGUCUCUCGGCCUUGCUCCUCCUGUUAUGCUGCGCCACCGAGGCGCACAAUAUCACCAGCAUUCUAGCUAAGAACCCUGAGUUCUCCACCUUCAACCACUACCUCACAGUCACACACCUCGCCAACGAGAUCAACCUCCGGGAGACCAUCACUGUGUGUGCUGUCGACAAUCCCGGAAUGUCGGAUCUGCUUGCUAAAGGCCUCUCCAUCUACGCCAUCAAGAACGUCCUUUCUCUGCACAUUCUUCUCGACUACUUCGGCGCCAAGAAGCUCCACCAGAUCACCAACGGCACCGCUCUCGCCGCCACCAUGUACCAGGCUACCGGCUCCGCCCCCGGAUCCUCCGGCUUCGUCAACAUCACUGAUCUCAAAGGGGGCAAGGUAGGGUUCGGUGCCGGGGGCAACGAUGGCGACCUCACCGCUACGUUCGUUAAAUCCGUGGAGGAGAUUCCAUACAACAUCUCUGUCAUCCAGAUCAGCAAGAUCCUGCCGUCGGAAGAGGCUGAAGCUCCGACGCCGGGACCUAGCGAGCAAAACCUAACGGCUCUUAUGUCCGCGCACGGCUGCAAGGUGUUCGCGGACACAUUGGUGGCGUCGGACGCCCAGAAGACAUAUGAGGACAACCUAGAGGGAGGUUUAACUGUGUUUUGCCCUAUGGACGACGUGUUCAAGAGCUUUCUGCCCAAGUACAAGAAUCUAACGGCGGACGGGAAGCUAUCGCUGCUGUUGUACCACGGCAUUCCGGUGUACCAGUCGCUGUCGCUGUUGAAAUCCAGCAACGGAGUGAUGAACACCCUGGCCACCGACGGAGCCAAAAAGUACGAUUUCACCGUGCAGAACGACGGCGAAGUGGUGACGCUAAAGACGAAGAUUGUGACGGCGAGGAUCACCGGAACAUUACUGGACGAACAGCCGCUGGGAAUUUUCACAAUCGACAAGGUUUUGUUGCCCAAAGAAUUGUUCAAGGCCGAAGCACCGGCUCCUGCUCCCGCACCGGCGCCUGAAGCCGAUGCUCCCACUACAAAGAAGAGCUCUCCACCGGCGCCAGUCUCCCCUGCGGAAGCUCCCAACGAAGAUCCAGCGGACCAAACGGCUGAUGAUAACGGUUCCGUCAGAUAUAACGGCGGGAGAUUCGUUGCUCUACUGCUGAGCUCAUCGCUGGGCUUGCUAGUGCUGUAAGUUUUCCACUCUGAUUUUUCUUUCUUCCUGUUGUUUUUUUUUUGUUUUCUCUUUUUAAAUAAAUGAGACCGUUAGGGUUUAAUUUAUUUUUAUUAAAAUGGAUUUUUAGAGGGUGUUGAUUUUUUGAUUGUCGACGGUUGUGAUUUGUUUAAGCGGUUUGUAAGUUAGUAAAUGGUGAUUACGGUGUAGUUUUCAUUAUAAUGUCAUACCACUCGGUGUAUGCAAUCUUAGUUCUUUGUAGACACAUGCCUCUUUGGAUCAUUAGGGGCGCGUUUGGAUAUCAUUUGAGUUCAUGGUGUUCUUUC
This is a messenger RNA of Vitis vinifera (wine grape), 1675 nucleotides long. Its product is annotated as fasciclin-like arabinogalactan protein 1. The record is from RefSeq and is a predicted model, not a curated record. The coding region runs from base 153 to 1370 and encodes 405 amino acids. Gene Ontology annotation, cellular component: plasma membrane. NCBI's taxonomy places the organism in Eukaryota, Viridiplantae, Streptophyta, Magnoliopsida, Vitales, Vitaceae. Gene Ontology annotation, biological process: root development; shoot system development. The transcript has a single exon.